UGGGCAGUGGUGUGUGACAUGGCGCGUGUGGUGUGGUUGGCAGUCCUGCUUUGCCUCCUCGUUGUGGGAGUGCGGGGGGAUGCCUCGAAGGAGAACGAGUCCCUAUCCCAAGAGGAGGACCUAUCAGUGUCCCUCGAAUCCUUGGAGAGAACAGGAAGACAAGGCCGGUCACACGGUACAUUUAAUCAACAUUUCCGCUUUAAACGAAGUCCCCGCUUCUUUAGUUCCGAGUCUGUGGAAAGCCUUGAGGGUCAGUACGGGUCCGAAUCCUUGGAGAGUGACGAAAGAGUCAGGUACACAAGCUUCCGCCGACGCCCUCGCUCCCCGCGUUUUAAUUUCGCGGACUCCCGGAGCGACGAGGACUUCUCCACGUCCAGGUCCUCAGAGGAAGAUGACAGGCUCCGGUAUGCCGCCCACUUCUUCCCUCACCGUACUCUGCGUUCCUCUCCCUUCUCCGCAGGCGUUGCGAACACUCGGAGCAGCGACAGCUCCAUUGGGGAAGGGCUGUCAAGUCUAGCACGAAAACAAAAGCGAGCCACGACACAGUUCCGUAUACCUAGGCACGGCUUUGUCUCCAGGCGAGUGUCCUCCAGGAACUUUGCCGCCCCCUCACCUCCCCUGGGAGUCACGGACUCUUUAGAAAGCCAAGAACACAAGCCCGAGUCCUUGGAGAGAAGAGGAAGAGGGCGAGGAAGACAGGGACGAGGGCAGCAACAGCGCGGCACACUUGGCAACACUCCUCACCGCGCUGCUUCCCGCCAAAACUUCGCCCCCACCCGCCCUGCCGCUCCCGAGUCCUUGGAGAGUCUGGAAGUGGAGUCCGUGUUGAACAACCCCGUCAAUGUGUUCGGCAGGACGUCCCCGCGAGGCCGCCAGGCAGGGAGGGGCAGCGGGGGGCACUACACUGGUCAUUCCGGUGGUGUAGCGUUGCCAACUCACUUUGACGCCUUUAACCCGCCGCGACCUACUUUUGGCAGGUCGACUCCUGUCUCCAUCCGCCCCUCCCGCACCUCACGCCCCCGCUCUCCCACGCGCUCUUCCGCCCACCGCUCGCCGUCCAGAGCCGUGCACACCCACACACAGAACGCCGCUCAGCAAGAAUCCUUCGGCGUGCCACUUCCUGUGCCCUCACAACCUGCAGCCGCCAGACACCAGCCGGAACCCACCGGCCUUCCCAUGCCCGUCGCUGCAGUCACGCACUCCAGACCGUCCACUACAUCCAGGCGUCUAACUGGCCGCCCUUUACCUCAAGCCAUCCCGCCCCCCAACCCCCAGCAGUCUCCAGGCAUUCCCCUCAGCAGCCCCGUCCACAGUCAGACCAACACACAGUCCACCAGCCCGCAGCAGUCCACAGGCGUCCCCCUCCCCACCAGCUUACAGUCAGCACAGAGGGGAAGACAGUCGUCCAGAAGGCAGCCGUCCCGCGGCCGUCCACUCCCCACUAACUCACUGGCCACGGGAAGCCGCAGGAAGUCUACUGCCUCUCAACGUAACUUCGGGCGCCCUCUACCCACACAGAGGCAAAGACAGUCCCACGUCUCCCGACAGUCUCAUGGGCGUCCCCUCCCCGCCAACCCACAGCCCACACAGAGCCUGAGAGAAUCUAACAUCCCACAGCAACCUUCUGGUCUUCCCCUUCCUGUGAACCUGCAGAUCACAGAGAACCUAAGGGAGUCCAGCACCCUUCAGCAGUCCUCAGGUCAGCCCCUUCCAGUCAACCCACAGCUCACACAGAGCCUGAGAGAAUCUAACACCCCACAGCAACCUUCUGGUCUUCCCCUUCCUGUGAACCUGCAAAUUACGGAGAGCCCUCAGCAGCCUUCAGGUCAGCCCCUUCCAGUCAAUCCACAGUCCACACAGAGCCUAGGAGAAUCUAACAUCCUACAGCAACCCUCUGGACUUCCCCUUCCUGUGAAUCUGCAAAUCACGGAGAGCCUUCAGCAGCCCUCAGGUCAGCCCCUCCCAGUCAAUCCACAACCAACAGAGAGUCUAGGAGAGUCUAACACCCCACAGCAACUCUCUGGCCUUCCCCUUCCUGUGAGCCUACAGGCCACAGAGAGCGUGAGACAGUCUAAUACUCACCAGCAGCCCUCUGGCCUCCCUCUUCCUGUCAACUCACUCCCCACGAAGAGCCGAAGACAGCCCAGUACUCGCCAACGGUCCACUGGCCGCGCCCUCCCCGUCAGGCCGCUCCCCAAGCAGAGUUUCGGGCAACCUCUCAUCUUGCAAGCCCCAACUUCCCGGCAGAAUCAAGCAGAGUUAGUAAGUCGAGGCAGUGCUCAAGCUGUAGCGGAUCUCUUAGGCGGCGUUGCGGUCACCCAAAGAGUCACCAGUUCUCGUGGUUCCCGCUCUCGCUCUCGCUCUCGCUCCAGAAGCAGACAGCAGGGUACCGUCUCCUUCGAACCGCCCCAGAACCUUCAGUCUUUGGAACCUCAUCGUGGUAGUGGUAGACUAAAAGGACCAUCACCUCCUGAAAACAUCGCAGCCUCUCCUCGCUCCAGAGCUGCCCAUCGUCGAAGGGGCUCCAAGAGGGUUCAGGUGGUCAGGGUGCAGUCGAAGUCCCACCCGAAGAAGUCUCUGCCGCAUUCUGAGUUCCAACGACGGGUACUGAAGGAUGAGGAGGUCCCCCAGCAGCAGCUACAACACGGGGAAGAGAAGUAUGAGUCUCUGGUGAAGGAGAGUAAGGAGCUUAAUGAAGUGGAGGAAUUGGAGGAAGAGGAAGAAGGUGAGGAAGAUGAAAACGAGGUAGAUAAUGAGGAAAAUGAUGAAAAUGAUGAAACUGAACAAAGUGACGAUAAGGAAGAAGAAAACGAUGAAGAAACUGACCAUAAACAAGACGAAGAUAAUGAGCAAGAAAAGGAUAACGAAGAAGAAGAAGAAAAAGAAAAAGAAGAAGAAGAAGAAGAAGAAGAAGAAGAAGAAGAAAACGAACUGGAACAAGACAAGGAAGAGGAGAAUGAACAGGAACAAGAUGACGAGGAGGAAGAGGAAGAGGAUAAAGACGAUGAAGAGGAUGAUGACCCACGCCAACAGUACAGGACUUCUCAGAGGCACCACCAGAGAGGACAGGGCAGAGGGAGGACCUUUCAGAGGCAGAGUGUGCGGGGACAACGACAGCAAACAUACAGACCAAUCCCGCAAAGACAGCAGCCACAGCAACAGCCUCAGAGGACCCCCCAGAGACAGGUUACGCGGGGGAGACAACAGCAGAAGCAACAAGAAACCCAACCACAACCUGAAAAACAACAACAAACGCAGCGACAGAAUGCAAGGGCGUCCCAAAGACAACAGCAACAGUCUCAGCAGCGUCAGACUGGCACGAGGACCACAGGGCGUAUCUUUGGCGUCGCUCUGCCGCCAGCGACGACGACGCCACAACGAGACCGUUCCCGCCCGGUCGCCACCACCACAGGGCGCCUCAGAGGGGCUCGCUUAGAAUCGAUUAGCAAGGAGGACAUGACUCUGGAAACAGUUAGCAUCGAAGACAUGACUGGCGAGAAGGAUCUGACAUCGGAAACAGUCAGUAAUGAAGACAUGACUUCGGAAUCGUUGAGCAAUGAAGGCAUGGCGGCACAAACGCUCAGUAAGGAAGAUAUGACUGAUGAGGCGAUAAGUAAGGAAGACAUGACUGAUGAAAAAUUGAGCGUUGAGGACGUGACUUGGAAAAAGUUUCCGGCUCGUCGGAGAGGCCACCGCAUGAAGGUCCACCGCCGAGUGUUGAAGCCCGGACAGGCGUCACAGAGGCAGCAGCCACAGCGGCAGGCUGCAGCGGACCCACAGAGACAAGCCCCGCGGGAACAAGAACAACAACAGAGUCAGACCAAUGCCAGAACCACGGGACGACAGCGAACCGGCGUCGCUCUGCCGCCGGCGACAGCAACGCCGCGGCGCGUGCACUCCCGCCCCGCCACUACCGCGCGACGUGGUGGUGAUGCUCGCUCGUACGGCGCAAGGGGAGCAGCCAGAGGACGUCAGCCAGUGCAGGCGACACAUCUGAGGACUGAUGGCAGAGGUGGCGCGGCGACGAGAUCACGAGGACGUGUACUGACGAGGGGCGGUGCGUUUGGGAGGGUGAGGCAAGACUCAGUGGAGGACAUGACUUCAGAAACUCUCAGCAAUGAAGACAUGACCUUGGAAUCCUUAAGCGCGGAGGACAUGACUUCGGAGACCCAUACCGCGGAGGACAUGACUUCAGAAACCCUUAGUGUGGAGGAUAUGACUUCGGAAGCGUUUAGCAAGGAUCUGACUUCGGAGGCUCCUAGUCAGCAAAAUGUUCUCCCAGCCUCGAUCAACGACAACUUGGCUCUAAAGAUUGUAAGUGAGGAGGACCUAACUUCAGAAACUGUAAGCGAGGAGUUCACAUCGGAAAAGUUCAGCUCGGAAGACAUCACCACGGAAGCGUUAAGUAAGGAGGACUCGAUCUCAAAGUCAGUGAGUGCAGAGACUAGAAAGAAGUUCCCCGCACGCCGGAGGAACCACCGCAUGCAGGCACAAAGGCAGCCUGGACAGACUUCGCAACAACCACAGCGGCAGAGUGGGAGAUCGAGGACAUCACAAACACAGCAGCCACAGAGCCAGCCAUCCCAGCAACAGAGUGCAAGGGCUUCACAGAGGCAAGCGCCACAGCAUCAGAGUCAGACCAGUGCCAGAACCACGGGACGACAGCGCACCGGUGUCGCGCUGCCGCCGGCGACGACGACGCCGCAGCGCGUGCACUCCCGCCCCACCGCCACCGCGCAACGUGGUGGCGGUGCUCGCUCGUACGGCGCACGUGCAGCAGCCAGAGGACGUCAGCCAGUGCAGGCGACACAGCAGAGGACUGAUGGCAGCGGUGGCGCGGCGACGAGGUCACGAGGACGUGUAUUGGCAACGGGCCACAGAUUCAGUGGCAGGGUGCGGGCAAUCUCCGACGAGGACCUCACUGAUGAGACUGUGAGUGCUGAAGACACCACCUGGGAAGUCUUGAGCACCGAAGACGUGACAAGGGAAGACAGCACAGAGCAACCCGCGGGACUCAGCCUGGCGAGCGUAUCCCAGACCCUGAGUGACGAGUACGUUACUAUAGAGAGCAUAGACACGACGAGAGAGGAGAGCAUAGAUAAGUCUAGCAGGGACGCCUGGAGUGAGGAGGACGUAACGAUAGAGAGCAUAGAUACAACGAGAGAGAGCAUAGAUAAGUCUAGUAGGGAUUCCUGGAGUGAGGAGGACGUGACGAUAGAGGAGAGCAUAGAGAAGCCUAGCACGGAGCUGAGUUUUGAAAGAUUAGUCAAAGCUUCAGACGCAGCGGUGUUGUGAUAGAGACACUGAUAUAGUCACCCUAGUAGUGCUAUAUUUCGGAGACAGUUUAAGGGAGAAUGAAGGAUGAACGUCACGCUUCUAAAGACAUCGAGAAUGCAAAAGGCCAGUUCAUUAAGGCAGCUCCUGGUCACUUAAAAUUUACAAGCCAUCAGUAUUCAAGUGUUUGUCAGGGAAUACUUGAAAGUAUUAGUUUUCCUUUAGCGACAUAAAACCUCUUUCUGUUCAAGUGGAUACAUUGGAAUACGAGUGAAGAGAUACAAGGCACAGCAUUCAUAAACAUUUCUUAUCUUGACUGCCCGUAACAGGCUCUAGUGAAAGUUACUGGGGUUCUCAAGGGUGUUUUCAUGAGUCCAGUGAUAGUUUAAAAUAUAUUAUGCCUUCUAAACAGGAAAAACAUCCAUGAGAACUUGACAAAUUAUCACUGGCCUUUCAAAACAGUCCUGAUAAUUGAACCAAACGUUUAAAAACACUAAGCUAGAUUUCAAAAGCAUUACAUUUCAAAACUAACUCGUUCAUGAAAGAAUAAUUAUAAGUACAGUGAUAAAAUCUGUACAUAAAAAAAAAAAAAAAACUACACGAUCUCCAUGGACGAAAUCGUAACACAAAAUUAAACAAGCUCUAUAUUAUAAUAUCCUAGAUUUUCACAGCAAUCCAAUCAUGAAAGCUUACAUUUUUUUGUCAAUAAUCAGGUUUCACUUUCACUGGAGUGUCGCCUGUGCAUGGCUAGGCUGCGGGAAACUGGUUGUCUGGUUUUGUGUAUACCAGCCCAGUUGGUUGUCUGUUGCUGCUCUUGACACAAUCCUACGCCAUACUGCAAAUAGAGAGCACAUGGGUGACACAACCAGUAAUACAGAAAAAAAAAAAAAGUUAUAUAGGACACUGCAUCUUGCUUAAUGCUCCCACAUAUUUGAUGCGCUCGCAAAACUUUUUUUUUUUCCUUUCUUGUUCCGCCAUAAACCAGUGCGAGGAUAGUGGAGCAUACAUAGUGUAGUCUUAUUAUAAAGCGAAGUGAAGUUCUCUGGGACAUUCAAUUUUCUUGUUCCGCCAAGCACUAAGACGAGGCUAGUGCGGAAUUAUGCAGCCUUAUUACGAAACAGUGGAAUUCAAGAACUUAACCGAAUGAAAACUUUGAAUUGUAAUGUAUUCCUUUCGGCCUGAUUCACUGAUAAAACUUUCUCUUAUUCCUUCAAACAAUAAGACGAGACUAGUGGAGAAUAGUGCAAUCUAAUUAUGAAACUUGGGCUCUGUAUUCAUAGUUACUUUAUACAACGAAAUUGGGUGAAACUAAGUAGAAGGAAAGCAGAAAGAACUAAUAUAAAAAAAACUACUAUUUUUUUUUCCCCGUAUGAAUUUUAAUUCCACGUAGCAAAGAGAACAGAAAUGGAAACGAGACGGAACAGAAAGGGUGAUAACAUCAGACGAGGCGCGCGAAGGCAGGACAGGACCAUGUUGUGAAACUUCCACGGCGCACCUCCACUACAUUCAGAAGGCUGCAGUUGAAGUGACACGGACUUUCAAGAGUAUUUUUACUGUUCUAGUGACAGAGUAACAAGUUUUCUUCAUUAUUAACAGGAAAAGCACUCUUGAGAACCCGGCUAAUCAUCUCUGUGGCCUUUGAAAAUAGUCGUGGUGAGAGAACUAGGCGUUUCAGAAUACGGGCCUCAGAAAGACUCAAUCCGAAGCCUCCUCUGUCUUUCCCGGCAAAACCUGAAGCCUCUGGAAGCCUGAAGGACGUUGUGAUCUGAAGGAGGCGACCCUGAAGACUCCGCUCACCAAACUGAACACAUGUAUAUAAAUUAAUAUAGUAAUUUUAAAUAAAGUUAUAAUUUCC
This is a messenger RNA of Scylla paramamosain (green mud crab), 7129 nucleotides long. Its product is annotated as filaggrin-2-like. The record is from RefSeq and is a predicted model, not a curated record. The transcript has 4 exons. Bases 19 to 5295 code for a protein of 1758 amino acids. Lineage: Eukaryota; Metazoa; Arthropoda; Malacostraca; Decapoda; Portunidae.